Messenger RNA from Aphanomyces astaci, 1973 nucleotides. RefSeq lists its product as hypothetical. The coding region runs from base 25 to 1287 and encodes 420 amino acids. The record is from RefSeq and is a predicted model, not a curated record. The transcript has 7 exons. Gene Ontology annotation, biological process: amino acid transmembrane transport. Lineage: Eukaryota; Oomycota; Saprolegniomycetes; Saprolegniales; Verrucalvaceae. Gene Ontology annotation, molecular function: amino acid transmembrane transporter activity.
GCAUUUGCCACAAGAAAAAGUAAGAUGAGCAACAACACGGUCCGAGAGCCGCUGCUGCCCGUGGGGGCUACCGCCAAGGCCGUACCGCCAUAUGGGUCACCAGCGAACACGCGGGAUGCCUACACGCGAAAGCUCGGUUACGUGCCGCUGAUCUUCCAGCGCAUGGUGAACUUUGUCACGACGCCGCGCAAGAUGGAUCGUGCCACGACCCACGGGGACGCCGAAGCGAGCGAGUUCCCACAUCACCAGCAGGCGCAGGCGGCACCGUCGCCCUCGUCGUCGUCGGUGUUCAUUCCACCCCCUGGGUCCAUUCGAGGCUCGGUGUUCAACUUGAUGGGCGCGACACUGGGGGCGGGCGCGCUCAGCCUCCCAUACGCCGUGGCGGUGUCUGGAGUUGGGUUCGCAUUGGCGCAGCUGUUCCUGGCCGCCUACCUGACGAUCUACUCCAUUAGUCUGCUCAUGCGCGCGGGGGAUAUCACCAAACUGAAAUCGUAUGAAGAUUUGGCCAUGUAUUGCUUUGGCAAGCGCGCCGAGCUGUUUGUGGAGGUGUGCAUCCUCGUGUUUAGCUUUGGGAUCGCUGUCGCAUAUCUGGUGACACUGGGCGACCUCAUCACUCCCCUCGGCCUGCUGUUUUUCGGCCCCGACAGCCUCGGGAGCUCCCGCCCGUUCCUCAUGUCCAUCUUCUGCGGCGCCAUCAUGUUGCCGCUAUCUCUGCUUAAAGAUGUGUCUUCGCUCCAGUUCUCGUCUAUGCUGGGGGUCUUUUCCAUUGUAUUCCUCGUCGUGGCCGUCGCGAUUCGAUCGGGCAUGCGCAUCCACGACGAUGGACUGCCGACUUCUCUGGAUUGGGGUAUGAAUCUGUCGCACGGGCCCAACUUUAUGCUGUCGGUGCCGAUUGUCAUGUUUGCAUUCACAAACCAGCCCAAUGUGUUUUCCAUUUUCACUGAGCUCCAACGCCCUUGCAUUCGUCGCAUGUCCAAGGUCGUCAACUGCGCGGCGUACGCUUCGUUGUGGAUUUACUUGACCAUUGGGUUGGUGGCAUAUGUGGCGUUCGGGGCUGUUCUAGCUGAGCCCCAUGUUAAAGGCAACAUCCUCCUCAGCUUUCCAAUGUCGGAUGUCCUCAUUGCGCUGGCGCGCGCGGCCAUCACGUUCACUGUGGCGGUGGCGUACCCGCUAAACAUAUUUCCAUGUCGAUUUAGCAUCGAUAUGAUGUUUUUUGCGCAAGCCAAGGAAUCGCUCGUACGCCACGUGGUCGUGUCUACAGGUACGAACGACGACGACGAGGUGUAGGAGCAGCUAGCACUGGAUUCGAUGUAUAUAUAUAUAGGAGUAAUAAGUAUAUAUAUAUAGAGGCAGUUGAUUUUUUUAGAACAUGACAAAAACAGGUGUGUCCCUCAUGUUGUUGUCGAAAGUGUGUGUGUGUGUGUUUGACCUCUUUAUAUAUGGGAUAAAUAGAUAUUGUUUUGGCUGGGUCACACUAACCGUCGAUUGAUUGCAACGUUUCAUGAUGGUGAAGAUUUCAUAUAUUGGCUAGCCAUCCGAUCCAACAUGCAUUUUCAUGAUAUUCUACUGAAACGUUUACACAAUUCGAACCGAUUGGACAAAUAAUAUAUAUAUAUAUAUAUAUUACAGGAUAAUGAUGUUGUAUUGUAGCGCUUGUGGUGGGGUCGUUGGUAUUGGCUAUCGUGUGCCCCAACAUCAACGUGAUCUUUGGCAUUAUUGGCGGCACUUGCUCAAGCGUCGUGUGCUUUUGCUUCCCCGCGGCGUUCGUGUUGAAGUUGGAGCCCGGAUCUGUCUUCAGUCGAGCCAAGCUUGGGCCGUUGGUGCUGCUUGUGGGGGCGGUAAUCAUUGGAGCUGUGAGCACUGGCGUUACGAUUUGGUCGAAUUUUUACGUUACGACAAACGCGCAAUAAUAGAUUUGAAAAGAAUAUAUAGCUGUGGCAUAUUGGCAAUUAAUCAACAAGCUGCUUGCUUUA